This is a messenger RNA of Klebsormidium nitens, 795 nucleotides long. The record is from the annotation of a GenBank genome assembly. NCBI's taxonomy places the organism in Eukaryota, Viridiplantae, Streptophyta, Klebsormidiophyceae, Klebsormidiales, Klebsormidiaceae.
AUGUACGGUCAGGUCCAGCACGAGGUCGCUGCCUGCACCGUCUGCGAUCGGGUCAAGGCGACGUUCGACGUCAAGGACCCUGAGCUCAAGCCCCUGCCUAUUAUGGGCAUGUUCUACCGAUGGGGCGUAGACGUGUGCAAGAUGCCACGGAAGUCCGACGACGGCAACAGAUAUGUCGUCGUGAUGGUCGAGCACUUUACGAAAUGGAUUGAGCUCCGUGCGAUUCCGGCCAAGAAGGCCAAGCACGUCGCAGCCGCCUUUCGGGAUGUUCUGACCCGAUUUGGAGCGCCCGCCGAGGUCGUGACCGACCAGGGCCGAGAGUUUGAGGGCGAGUUCGAUGAGCUCAUGAUUGCCCUCAGCCACGGAGCCACGUGCUCAAGAGGCGCAAGAGGGACGCAGAGCGCCGCCGCGGAGGGCGUUGCUGGCGCUGGAGGGUCUUCCCUGGCGGCACCAUCGCGUGUUGCGGCUUUGCAGGCGGCCGCUCAUGGCCGCACAACUCAGAAAGAGCAGACGCGUCUGAAGCAGCAGCACCCUCUUGUGAACCCCCCCCCACGUGUCCACGUGGCUCUGUCAUGGAGCAAACCAGCGUCCUCCUGGAGGAGGAAGCAGCCAACACUGUUCAGCCAUGAUGGCUACGCAAAGGACUACGUCGGCAAGCUCAACCGCGUCAAGACCUUCAUCACCAACGGCGAUGGGACGGUCGUCAAGUUGUGGAAGACCCACACGCACGCCAACGCCACCUCCAUCGUCACUCGGACUGGUUUGCACAGCAGACCGAGUAUAGAGGGACGCUAA